Molecule: messenger RNA, 528 nt
Organism: Gastrolobium bilobum
Lineage: Eukaryota; Viridiplantae; Streptophyta; Magnoliopsida; Fabales; Fabaceae
Product: RING-H2 finger protein ATL70-like
Exons: 1
Coding region: 1-528 (175 amino acids)
Molecular function (GO): zinc ion binding
Source: RefSeq, a predicted model, not a curated record
AUGAACAGCACUUCCAAUUCUGAUAACCCUUCUGAGGACUCAAACACAUAUGCAUAUUACUCUGUUGGAAUAUCCCUUGCCUUUCUCCUUCUGAUGAUGUUCAUAGCUCUCACUGCAUAUUACUGUAGCCAUAGAAAUUUGCAAAACAUGCAAUCUAGACCCAUUGGCAGCAGCAGAAGCAGUUCUAAUAGGACAGUGAUCAUGGAUAGAGAUUCUGCUAUAACAAUCCAAGUUGGUGAGGAAGAACAAGAAGCAAUCCUGAACAGUUACCCCAUGUUGUUGUACUCUCAAGCAAAGCUUCAUAAGCCUGAUUCAACAUCACUCAGCUGCUCAAUAUGCUUAGCAGAUUACAAGGAUUCAGAGGGGUUGCGUCUCUUACCUGAAUGUGGUCACUUUUUUCAUAAGGAGUGCAUUGACAUGUGGUUGAGGCUAACACUCUCAUGUCCCGUGUGUCGAAACUCGCCAUUACCAACUCCUCUUCCAACUCCACUUGCUGAAGUUGCUCCCUUGUCAACAAGACGUGAUUGA